AUGGAAGAUGACUCGUGCAGGAGGGCGGGGGCGAUACCGUUCAAGUGGGAGGUCUGCCCGGGGACGCCGAAGCACACGAGGAGCGCCAGCGCCGCGGCGGCAUCGCCCGCCAAGGUGGCGCCGAAGCUGACGCUCACGCCGCCUCCGUCCAUGACGUCGUCGCCGUCGCCGUAUUACCACCACCACUCGGCUGCGUCGUCGCCUCGCGUCUCCUCCGCGCGCUCGGCGUCCGUGUCGCCGUCCCGGCGCCGGCCUUACGCGUACGCGGGCGGUCACCGCCGGGCGCCGCCGACUGCCUUCAUUGACGCCGCGCCUCGGGCGGCGGUGACGGAAUAUGGCUCUGGCGCGCCUGAGGCAGAAACGGCGGCGUUCGGGUGCUUCGGGCUCCCUAUGCUCCGGAGGAAGGGCAUCAAGAAAAGCGCCGGGUUUGGGUUUGCGUCCGCAUCGAGCUUCAGCUCCAGCUCUAGCUCGUCGGGAGGCAGCAGCUUCAGGUCGGACGGCGUAGGGCUUGGGAUGCGACGGUCGGCGUCGAUCUCGUCCGCCUCGUCGUUGCCGCUGCCGCCCGGGAGGAGGUACGCCGCCGAGGCGAGGGCGGAGGUGGAUGCUAUCGCUGCCACUGGACGAGGCUGGUACUUUUGAGUUUUGGGUCACACGGCGACCGGCCAGCUGCCGGCGUGUACGCUGUGGUUGGGCACGGCGAUUAUAUGCGCACCAUUGUUGCUUAUUGGAGAAUGCAUAGGAAAAUGAAGGCUCGCGUGAUUUGAGAUCCCAGCUUAUGUAAUUUUGCUGGAGACUGUUUGCGUGCGUGUACUUGUUUGCUCAAUCCCUACAGCUAAGGGAUAAGGCAGAGGAGGAGACACGAACAGUUUAUCACUUGAUCAGUUGAUGUAAAACCAGUGAAGAAAAUGAACUUACUGUAUAGUU
This is a messenger RNA of Lolium rigidum, 924 nucleotides long. RefSeq lists its product as uncharacterized. The record is from RefSeq and is a predicted model, not a curated record. Bases 1 to 639 code for a protein of 212 amino acids. The transcript has a single exon. Lineage: Eukaryota; Viridiplantae; Streptophyta; Magnoliopsida; Poales; Poaceae.